Molecule: messenger RNA, 1776 nt
Organism: Rhagoletis zephyria (snowberry fruit fly)
Lineage: Eukaryota; Metazoa; Arthropoda; Insecta; Diptera; Tephritidae
Gene: PGRP-LA
Product: Peptidoglycan recognition protein LA
Biological process (GO): peptidoglycan catabolic process
Molecular function (GO): zinc ion binding; N-acetylmuramoyl-L-alanine amidase activity
Source: RefSeq, a predicted model, not a curated record
GCGACAAAGCUGUACAUAAAAUGGGCCACAGCGCGCGCGCGUACAAUUGACCGGUUUGAAAGUAUACGCAAAUCGUACGUACCUACUCUAUUCUCCGCAAUGUGCCUUGUUAUCCAGUUGUAUAGAACAAAUAAAACAGAUAAAAAAUGUGAUACUUGUGAUAGUCAGUCGUAAAACUUUAUGCGCUGAUUAUAAUAUCGACCAAUUAAUUUGUACAAAUUAUAUUUAAAACAAAUAUAUUUAAUAACAAUAACUACAUAGCUACACUUGUUCUAACUAAUAAAGCAAAAGCAAAAAAAAAACAAAUAAAAAAUAUGGAGGAGGAUCGUGCAAGCAUGCGCUCAGCGAGCAAUCCCAAUCCUCUCACUUCCGCCGCAAACAGUGCGCUCUGGAGUCUACAAGGUCACAGCUCUGGCCAUCCAGUUAACAGUUCACCUGCUGCGCUACCACAAAAUAUCUUCACAAAUCCUGCCAUACAACCAUCGAGCGUGAUAAACCUAUCGAAUUCGUCAGAUGUCGUUAUAGGGCCGAUGACCCAAUAUCAGGGUCCUGUUACGAUAUACCAGUAUAUGGAUGCUACGGUGGAAGCGCGCUCCAUGCAAGCGGGGGGAGGAAUCAAUCAAAACCGCACUACUGAAAAUACCUCCAUUUUACAAAAACUAUCAACGUCUUCCAAACUUUUAAUAUUGCUCAUUGUUGUGGUAGUAAUUGUAGCUGGAGUAAUUAUUUACAUUGAGAUAGAACAAAACAAUAGAAAGCCAGAUCCCGGACCCAUACUGUUCGGCAAUAGCUAUGAGCAUGGCACGUUUCCGAAUUUAGGAAAUGGACAUCUGGUGAUCGAUCGCGAUCAAUGGGGCGCCUCGGAGUUGGCUAAAAAUUUGAAAAUACCACUUAAACAUCCAAUACCAUAUGUACUCAUCACACACAUAGGCGUCCAGUCGAAACCAUGUGAAAAUGUAUACAGAUGCUCGAUUAAAAUGCGUACAAUACAAGACUCAGCAAUUGCGGAAAAAAAUCUACCCGACAUACAGGCGAAUUUUUAUGUCGGUGACGAUGGCAAUAUUUACGUGGGACGUGGUUGGGACUAUGCAAAUACGUAUGCAAACGACACCUUGGCUGUAACAUUUAUGGGCGAUUACGGACGUUAUGAACCAAACGAGAAGCAAUUGGAAGCGGCCCAAUAUCUUUUGGCACAUGCUGUUACCAAUAAAUAUAUUGACUUGGCCUAUAAAUUGGUGGCGCAAAAUCAGACCAAAGUCACAAAAAGUCCUGGCGCCAAUGUAUAUCGGCACAUUAAGACGUGGUAUCACUUUUAUCCUUGUGGUAUGGACGAUCAUCCGAGGUGCGGCGUAGAAUUGGGUUUGCCAGAUGUUUGGGAUGGCAAAAUGUAGCAACAUUUAUAUGACAAUUAUGUUAUUUACAUAGUAUUUAUGUAGAUAUAUAUGUAUAUGAGUAAGCAAUUAGAGAUACAUAAAUUUAAGUAAACAAAUAGAUUUAAUAUCGUUUUUUGGUUGUGAAAUAUUUUCCUUUAAAAAUUUAUUACUUGUUAUAUGUAUGCAAGUACAUAUGUAUGCAUGAAGAUAUACAUACUUUUUAUAUAUGCCCCUUAUUCUUUAUCACGCACACUAACGCAUACAUACAUAUACCUAUACACAUCUUUUUAUGUACAAAAUGUAUUUUGAAACACUGUAUCUGCUACAUAUAUACAUAUAAGCCAAUUAAGAAGUCACUGUUGAAUUAAAUAUAAUAUUCUAAUUCGUUUAAAAGAUCUUAAAU